Molecule: messenger RNA, 5913 nt
Organism: Pteronotus mesoamericanus
Lineage: Eukaryota; Metazoa; Chordata; Mammalia; Chiroptera; Mormoopidae
Gene: SUSD6
Product: sushi domain containing 6
Exons: 6
Coding region: 984-1895 (303 amino acids)
Biological process (GO): DNA damage response
Source: RefSeq, a predicted model, not a curated record
AGGAUGGGCGGGAGGACUCUCGAGGAUUGCAUAAAAGGUAAAAUGGAGAAACACAUAGUUUUACACUGGUGUGGCCAGGAGAGUUAAUAAUUAACAUUUAUAGCACAUAGAGAUGGUGUGCGGGGAACAAGAUAAACAGUGAGGGAUUCUGUGGUCUUGUGCACUGGUGUCAGCAGUUGUGCUUUCCAGGGGUAGGAAAUGAAAAUUACUCUGAUAUUUUAAAGGUGUGUUAUCCUAGAUGCAUAAGAAUAAUGAACUGAGCUCACUUACGGUAAAGAUUGGCCUUUGCAAAGCCUGGUAAGUGACUACCUGCUAUGACCUGCCCAAAGUUAGGAAUUUGUGUGGUUACUUUACAUCUCUGAAUGGAUGAUGAAUUGAUGAUGAUGAUGUUUGUUAAGCUGCCUCGGGACCCUGCUUAUUAGCCUGUCAGGUUUCUUGCAUAGCUCCCUUUUCAUUCGCAGUAAUAGUAGACACUCAGUAGCAGGUACACUUAGUCGUGAACUGUGAACUAGUUCUUUCUAAGUCUCCCAGGGAGAAGCUUACUAUAAAUGUGAAGGUCUUAGUGUUGAGUAGAGGAGGAAGCAGCAAUGGAAUAUAAUCAUCUGCCCCAAGAUUACACUUUAGAGAAGUACUUUGAACGAAGCUAUGUUUUUUUAUUUGUAAUGGGUGUGUUACUUCUUUUGAGAAGGCUUUUUACAAUAGUAUGAUGGUUCCCCUGGAACUCAUAGAAGGAUUCGUUUUUGAUCCUCUCCUGUAUUUACAGCUGGCUUUUCCCCUAGGGAAGCAUUCAUCUGUUUGAAAAAGCAGAGAGAGAACACAAGAAGUUUUCUCAAACAGUGAAGUCUGGAAAUCAGAACUGCAUUUGCCUUUCAGGAGGGCAAGUUCUAAAGAGCCGUUGUUUGGGUGAAUCUACCCCUGGCUGACUUUAGAAUUCUUCUGGCUUUUAAUUUUCUUCUUUUUAAAAUAACUUGGACGGAUAAAAGAUGUGCCAUGGCAGGAUAGCACCAAAGAGCACCUCAGCGUCUGCCGUGGCCUGUGUGGGACAUGGAGUGUUCCUGCCACUGGCGAUCCUUAGCACCCUCCUUGGAGACGGACUUGCCUCAGUGUGUUCCCUGCCCCCGGAGCCAGAGAAUGGUGGCUACGUCUGCCACCCUCGGCCCUGCAGAGACCCCCUCAACUCUGGCAGUGUCAUCGAGUACCUGUGUGCUGAAGGCUACAUGUUAAAAGGCGAUUACAAAUACCUGACGUGUAAGAAUGGUGAAUGGAAACCAGCCAUGGAGAUCAGCUGCCAUCUUAACGAGGAGAAAGACACCAAGACGUCACUCGGGACCCCCACGCUGUCCAUAGUGGCUUCCACUGCCAGCUCCGUGGCCCUCAUUCUCCUCCUUGUGGUGCUGUUCGUGCUGCUGCAGCCAAAACUGAAGUCUUUCCAUCACAGCAGGCGUGACCAGGGGGUAUCUGGGGACCAGGUCUCUAUCAUGGUGGAUGGAGUCCAGGUUGCUCUGCCGUCCUAUGAGGAGGCUGUAUAUGGCAGUUCUGGUCACUGUGUGCCGCCUGCUGACCCCAGAGUGCAGAUUGUGCUGUCAGAAGGAUCUGGGCCUAGUGGGAGGAACGGGCCAAGGGAGCAGCAGCUGCAGGACCAGGGGGCCUGCUCCUCUGCAGGCGGAGAGGAGGAGGCCCCGGGCCAGUCUGGACUGUGUGAAGCCUGGGGCUCCCGGGGCUCAGAGACUGUGAUGGUGCAUCAGGCAACCACCUCUUCCUGGGUGGCUGGCUCAGGGAACAGCCAACUGGCACACAAAGAAGCCCCCGACUCAGAGAACAGUGACAUACAAAGCCUUUUAUCCCUCACCUCGGAGGACUACACAGACGAUAUCCCACUGUUGAAAGAAGCAUGAGGCUUGCCACUGGCCUCUCUCCUCUCUGCAAUGGCCCUCUCCGCCCUCCUUCCCUCCCUGUGGGUGUGAGCGCCCUGUACUCCAGCCGCCCUGCCCGAUAUCUGAGCUGCCACCUGUGGAUCUGUGGAUCUCUGAGGGCCUGCAGGCCCACCUCGCUGGAAACUCAAGGAAGAUUCUCGCCACCUGCCUGCUGGACAGCUGGAGGAGCUGGCUUUUUGCCUGGCCCAGCCUUCCCAUCUGUGUCUGGGACAUAUUUGAAUGUGUUGGAUUGAACCCUUCCUUACCCUGAACGCUCUGGGUCCCCUCCGGCCAGCUGUUUGACGGCAGCCUCCACCAGCCCAUGUGGGCCAGAGAGCCGCUGUGUUUACUUGUGCCUUCCCCCCACCCUGUCCAGCUUCGCCGUCACGCAGGCCUGUUGCUCUCUGCCUUCGUGGCUGCACUGCUGCCUCCUGCCACACAAAGGGCUGGGCCUGGGGCUGGCUUGUUCCUUUGAGGGCUGGUACCACUGCCCUUACCGGGAGCAGAUCCAAGAGUGAGAGCCGGGGAGACGAGAACGACUCUAACUGGAGCAAGCGUGUGGGUCUCCGGACCUGCCCGUGGUUGACACUGAUGGCACAUUUCCUUGACUGAGGAUGGAGGAUGUGGGGAAUCCUGCCAAAGCCGUCCCAGCACCCGGCUAUCUAGCUCAGAGGGGCUGCCUCCUGGCCCUGCUGAAUCGAGUUUCCAGGAAUCAUCCAGAAGAUCCCAAGGGAGGGCGGGAAGGUGGCUGAUGAUGAUUGUCUUCCUAAUAUGCAAGUUCUUGCCUCCUCCUUCAGCGCCGGCCUCCCUGGCCUCCCUGGCCUCCAUUUUUCUUUCCCUGGAGUACAAGGGGAAGUUGCAUGCUGCCUCCUGUGUUGUAUCCUGGGCAGCGCCUGCUCUCUUGCUGCCCACAGAGGCCCGAGGUGAGUCCUCCCUGGGACAGGAGAUUGCUGAAGUGCCGUGGGCUGCCCAUCCGGUCACUGGCAGUCAGGGCAUGUUGCCCCGUUCUGGGUUCGUGGUGACGGAGGGAAACCUGAGAGGCACAGACUAAAUCCCCAGGCAGCUGCAGGCAGCUCGAGCCCUGGUCCUGAGGGUCCUCCUCACCACAGUCAUGUGCCUUAGUAACUGUUCCCAGGAAGUGUCCUGCUGCUUGCUGCACUGCUGCUUUUCCUACUUCUGCCUCCCCUCCUGUCCCCUCCUGUCCACAGCUGACAGACACCUCCCUGGUCUUCUCUGGCACCUGGGGGAGAGGCUGAGAGUCCCACACACCCUCACCCGGCUGGGUGCGGUGGGUGAAGGGUCGCAAGGCAGCCUGGCACCCGGGCCUGGUGUUGAAGGAGUGGGUUUGAUGCUCCAGACGCUUCUGCCAGCCGUCUUUGCCUCAGUCACGUCUUCCGUGCUGACGAGGCUGCGGUGGCAGAGCUCAGGCAGGCUGCUUCUGUCUUCAGAAGAUGUGACUUUAAGUGAGACUUGUUUUUGAAACACAGGGGCUAGGACAUUUCAGAGCUGAUUCUGCCCUGCACUUCUGCUCCUCCUCUGAGUCUCUCGGGGGUGGUAAAAGUAAUGAAGAGCCCAAUAUACUUUCAAUACCUGACCAAACGGGGUAGCUCCAGGAGCGGGUGGCCUGGAAGAUUUAGGGGAAUGGCCUCUCAGCCUCCCACCUCCGCUCUCACACGCGCACUUUACUGCCUUCUCUUCCUGGCCUCUGGCUUCCCCUUGUCUUCCUUUCUCUCAGGGUAAGGGCAGUGCCUACUGUGCUUGCUGGCCACUCCCACCUCUCCCCUCUGCCCCCGCCCAGGAGCCCAGAGUCCAGGUCAGCAUGGUUAGAUGCGGAACAGGUUGUCGAAGAUGCCAGAGAUAGAAGGCAGAAGCUUUUGAGGGAGAUGAAAUGCACCAGGGGACUGUCCUUGGCCUCAGAAGAAGCCAUUUCCAGGGAGUGCCUGCCAGCAGUUGCUGGCUCUGGGCCCAUCUGGAGGGCAGGUCCCUGGUGACCCAGCCGCCUCGCCAUGCAUGGGCGCUCCUUCCCAAAGGGACUGCCCUUGUCUUCCUCCAAAAAAGAAAGCAGAGGCAGCUGGUGUGGGGUCCCGUGUCUCACUGCUGAGCCUGCAGCUUUUAUUUCGACUCAUCUAAAACCUGGAUUCUAACCUAGAAUUUUUUAUUUUAAUGAAAGAUCUUGCCGUUUUUAAAUAUUAUUACUCUGGGCUUUUUUUCUCCCUAAGAGAUUGCACUUUUUGUUGUUUUGGAUUUAUUCAGCUGCAUAGGUUACCGGCUUGGGCCUUGGGAAAAUGAAAAGCCCUUCUGAAGCCUUCUUCCAACUAACCGCCGUUACCACCGUCCUGGGGAUCACGAACCCACACUUGUGUGCCUGGUAGGAAGGAAAGAAGGGUAAAUGGGAGCCUCCAGUUUCCUCCCCACCCACCCCCUUCCCCUCCUCCCCCUCCCCCCUGCUUACUGACUUGGAUGCGGACCCCCUCCCCCUCGGAGGCCAGGGCCCGUGGAUGCGGGGACCAGGCCUCUUUCCUGCUGACAUCCGUGACGGCUGUUAGUGCUCUUCCCUGAAGCAGUGUCUUAGCAUCAACCAUGUGCUGCUGUUUCAGGGGCUCCUGGGUUUUGGCCCUUGCAAGGGAUAGGAGACUCUACAGCUGCCUUAAGAUGGGGCCUGGCUAGGAGACGUGACAGUGUUGGGUGGCAGGCUGUCAGAGGACCCUGGAGCAGCGGGGGAAACUGUCCCUAACCUGGCUUUUCUGGGCUCACCUCUGGGGGAGUCGCGCAGAGGGCUUGUCCAGGAGAAUGGUCAGCACCAAAGGACUUCGUUUUUUAAAGAUAUUAUUUUGCACAUGUGAGCUGACUCAAUGCAGGUUUUAUAUCCUGGCAACUUGAAGUUACAUUCCAGUGACUUACAAGGGCCAGUACAUGGUGAAAAUCAUUUAAAAUUUCCGUCCCUUUCUAUGCCUUAGUUUAGCAAGUAGGCUCUAUCUUUUCCCAUUUCCAAAUUCUGUGUGCCACGUUCCCAUUUCACACGGCGUGAACUGUGAAAUGGGCUGAGUCCUGGCCGCUCCAUGAGUUCUGGUUUUUUAUAAGGCAUUUCAGCAUGUGUUCUACUAACCCGUUUGCAACAAAACUGGAACUAAUGUCACCUUCCCCAUGCAUCUUGCCCCCGUCGUUAAAGUUCUGUGGAGAAGCUGGACAGCAAGGCAGACAGAGGCGCACUCUUGCUGCCUCACUAGGGGCGGCACAGGGAUCAGCGGCCCUCAGCCCCCUCCUGGCCCCAGCCGAGCCCUCAGGCCGCUUGCUUCGCAGGGACAGCGUCCAUUCCCAGGUCACACCCGGACAUCCAGAGGGGAACAUGCUGCGAACAUUUCUAUGUCCUUGCCCUUUCUUUCCUCAAAGAGAAUAAAGGACCCAGAAGGGAGGCGGUGUGCAGGCUUUCCAGCUGAGCUCCAGAUGUUCCCGCUGGGAGCCUCUCAUGGGGCCUGCUGGGGCUCCCGGCUCGGGGACAGUCAUUGCAGGUGCUCAGUGGCGGGCUCAGAGGGGACUUUGCUGGGCAGGCUCCGCUUUGCUGGGAAAUGGCUCUUAAGUCCCAGUUGAAAACUUAGUAGAGUUUUGAAUGAAAACCCAAAGCUGAACCCUGCGCCAGGCAGCAGAGCUCUUUGGAGCGGGGGCGGGGCAGAGCACUUGGCCUGCCAAGCAGAGGGGGAGAGGGAUGCAGGUGCGAGGCUGCCCACCACACGCUGCCCUGGCUUAUUGCACCACUGUGGACUUGCAGAAUGGUACUCACAUAAUGGUUUAAAACAACACAUGCUUCAUUGACUCUGUGCAGGAUCUCACUCAAUCAGUUUGGGUUUGCUUUAUUUUAUAUAUAUAUAUAUAUAUUUUUUGGUAUCCUGUACAUUGCAGUGGGUGUGAAGAUAGUAUUUUAAUAUUUGUACAAAGUUUAAUUUAAUUUUAAUUGUUCUAUGUAUAUAACUGCAUUUCUAAAUAAUAAUUAAAAAAGUUCUUA